CAAUUUUCGUUUGCUCAAUCUUAUACAAUUCGACGUUGGGAAUGAUCAAAUUGAGCGUUCUCUCACUUUAUCACCGAAUCUUGAGGGGUGUUUCCUCUCCUGCCCUUCGCACCACCGUGUGGGCCAUGUUCGCUCUAGUCGCUGCAAACACUACUGCUAACGUUCUCGUCUGCAUUUUUCAAUGCCGUCCAAUAGAGGCUGCAUGGAAGCCUCUCGCGGAUACGCACAAAGCCAACAAAGUUGUAUGUGUCAAUAUAAAUUCGUUCUAUCUCGGAAAUGCGAUCACGGGGGUCAUCACGGAUGCGCUCGUCUAUCUGCUCUGCAUCCCGAUUGUCAAACCUCUGCAGAUGGACGCGAAAACCAAAUUGCAACUGUUAGUAAUUCUGCUAAUUGGAGCCUUUGCUGUAGUAACGUCGGCGGUGCGUCUCGGUUUCAUACCCGCCCUCCUCAAAGAUCCCGACCUCACGAUGGCAAUGUCGAUUCCCAUGUCGUGGUCUGUAGCAGAACCUGCUGUCGGUCUGCUUGUCUCAUCCAUGCCCGCGACCCGAGCCAUCCGCUUCCUUUGGCGUAAAGAGGGCAAUACUUCUUAUGGGUCUGGAACUGCACAGUCAACGCUUCGAGGACGAAAUGGCCAGAUACAAUUAGUAGAUAUGAGUCAUGAUGCUAGGGCUGAUGGGGAGAGUGCAAAGUCGCUUAAAAGAGAACCCUACAAUCGGAGGAUGGAUGGAUCUGUAGAAGGUCUUGCAAGAAUGGGAACAAUCUCGAGAACUACUGAGCUAGAAGUAUGUAUCUCUAGUAGGAACGAUGAACUGCCAUAG
Messenger RNA from Periconia digitata, 818 nucleotides. The record is from the annotation of a GenBank genome assembly. NCBI's taxonomy places the organism in Eukaryota, Fungi, Ascomycota, Dothideomycetes, Pleosporales, Periconiaceae.